AUGAACCAACAACCGAUCAAAAGACCUAGACUGGCUCUGAGCUGUGUUGUGUGUCGUCGUCGCAAAGUUCGCUGCGGUCGCGAGCAUCCAGAAUGUGCCAACUGCACGAGAAUGAAUGAGACCUGUGUGUACAACACCGGAGUUCGCGACGAGCUUACUGGCAGGGUACAGCAUGUGUCCUUGGAUGAUCAAAGCAGCAAUACUAAUAGCCGACCGACCAAUCAUCGUUCCAUGCCCGACACGGGAGUAUGGCCAGGCACUCAAGCUCCAGGGAUACUGGGAACACCAGGGUCUGAAGUGGAGUCCCCAAAUGCUUCGCCCCUUGAUCCUCGCCCAGGCUAUUCCACGAAUCGAGGUGCAAGUUCAGAUCAUAAUCGUCGGCCCUCGACAGCGGCAAAAAAUGCCCCGAAUGCUAACUUCAACCCCUUUGCUACAUCGGAGCCAUCAUCUGCGCAUAGACCAGUCCCAAUAUGCAAUGACCACUUGAGCUUAGAACAAAGUGGACGUUCAAGGUUUAUCGGACGAGCCUUUUGGGGUUCCAUUGCUGGGAAGGUACAAGCCCUAAAGCUCAUCUGGUGCCGAGAUGCUGAUCGCGAUUGCGAAACCCAAAGCGAUGAUUUUUUCAAAAGCUGCCGUGUUCCCCAUGAAAUGGAUUCAUAUGCUUCUGCUGCAAAGGUGUUUAGUCUACUGAAGACCCUGCCAACCAGGCCAGUUAGCAACGCCCUGCUUGAAGUAUUCUUCAUCGCAGUUUGGCCCAUUUGCCCUCUCGUGGACCGGUUCUCCCUGCAGAAAGACUACGAUGACUUCUGGGACUGGUGUGGAAGGAAUGACGAGGCAUUGCCAUCGCAGAAGUUUAUUGAUGAUCCGACGUUUUUCUGCUUACUAUUUGCGAUACUUUACUGCGGCGCAUCAGCCGCGCCAGAAGCUCACUGGGGCAGCGUUCAACUUCAAAAUGAGUGCAAAGAUACGAUCUUGCAGCAGCUGAAAACCAACUAUACCGCCAGCCUUUCCCAAUCUCGUCACCUAGAGCAUCCGACAAUCAACACUCUUGUCUCGGCGCUGUUAAUUGGACCAUUCGUUGACAAACACCAUGAGCCAAUGCAAAAUUUGGUCUCCAUAAGCACUACCGUGCGCAUUGCUCAGAGUAUGGGACUUCACCGUGAGGCAACAUGGUCGGCUCUCAACCAUGAAGCUCAAGAAACCAGGCGUCGGAUUUGGUGGCAUAUAGUCUGGCUCGACCUGCAAUCAAGCGUAUCUACUGGCCUUCCGCCCUGCUGUGGGAGCGAUGCUCUUGAUGGAGUGAGCGUGGUUGCUUCUGGAGUCAAUGAUGGAGCUAUCAUCAGUUCUGAAGUCUUGGACCUAACAUCAUUGUUCGUCAUCGGUCGAUCCGAAAGCACUCGCUUACAAUGGAAUAUUGUUUUUCACCUACAGAGCUUACAAGAAAUGACCACGAACAAGCUUUCUGAUCUUGCCAUGGAUGCGAAACGGCUUGAACAGACACUCGAUACACUCAUCGGCCGUAUUUCCACACAGACAGUGAUGGAAGGGACCAGCCAGUCCACUGAUUUUACAAGAUGGACCCGUGCGAUGCUGACUUUAAUGCAACUAGAAACAGCCAUUCUAUUGCACAAGCCGGUGUUGGUUUCUCCCAUUGACAAAGACUCGAACUCCAAGAAACUGUGGACCAGGUAUACAUUUCUUUUAUUCACUCAAUUAUUCUUUACUCACUGGUCUUGCAGAAUUGUGCACCUCUGCGUGGCUUACUUGCGCGUUUUUAUAUGGUUUCACGAUACUCCUGCGCUUUCACCCUAUAGAUGGUACUGGAACAGCCAGUACGGGCCCUUGCAAUGCGCACUUCUUACCCUGACCUAUCUCCAACAAUCGCACUCGACAAGCGAUAUCCCGAAGGCUCGGUCGUGCCUUGACGAUUACAUGCGUCUCAUUGUGGCACAAUACCAGGCUCCCAGUUCUUCGCCAGAAAGUCAUCCGGCCAGUGAUUAUGACACAGGCGAAGGCCAAUUGAACGACAGGAUGCCAAUUGCUAUGCAAUUUCUUAUUGAUCUUCACAUUAGCCUGGAUCUAACCUUGGGCGGUACACCACAGGCUGGUAACACCGCUUCUGCGUUGACAAAUCCCAUCUUGACGGGAAAUGAGCCGGGAUUAGACGUGGAGUCUAUUCCCAAUAUGGCAGAGCCUGAAUUUGAGGCAUGGGCCGCUUUUUCAUUGUCCCAGAUAUUUUAA
Messenger RNA from Penicillium antarcticum, 2241 nucleotides. Its product is annotated as Zn(II)2Cys6 transcription factor. The coding region runs from base 1 to 2241 and encodes 746 amino acids. The transcript is spliced from 2 exons. Lineage: Eukaryota; Fungi; Ascomycota; Eurotiomycetes; Eurotiales; Aspergillaceae. Gene Ontology annotation, biological process: DNA-templated transcription; regulation of DNA-templated transcription. Gene Ontology annotation, molecular function: zinc ion binding; DNA binding; DNA-binding transcription factor activity, RNA polymerase II-specific. The record is from RefSeq and is a predicted model, not a curated record.